Molecule: messenger RNA, 999 nt
Organism: Odobenus rosmarus divergens (Pacific walrus)
Lineage: Eukaryota; Metazoa; Chordata; Mammalia; Carnivora; Odobenidae
Exons: 4
Coding region: 1-999 (332 amino acids)
Source: RefSeq, a predicted model, not a curated record
AUGUCCACCUGCACAGGGCAAGCACUUACCUCAAGUGGUCCCGAGGUCCUCCUGAAGACCUCUUCUGCCAAAGGCCCCCUCCCAUGCGGAUUCCAACGGAGGCAGCUUGUUUUGAAGCCGACGCAGCAAGGGGCUCUGCACGCAUUGUUCCAGCGGAACCCAUACCCAGGCAUCGCCACCAGAGAACGACUGGCCCGAGAGCUAGACAUUCCAGAAUCCAGAAUCCAGGUGUGGUUCCAGAACCAGCGCACGAGACAGCUAAGGCAGAGCCGACUGGGGUCUGCCAAAUCCAAAGGGGAAGGGCCACCACAUGGACAGGAACAGCCUCCAGCUUGGACUCAAGGUUACUCCUCAGCAUAUAAAACAGGUCCCUUCUUGAGCUUCUCCUUGACAAAGGAACGGCUUUGCAUGGGCUUGCCAUGUGUUUGGCAAGAAGUCUUAGCAGAGGAACCCAUACCCACUGGUUCCAGCCGCCUUUCUGUUCCCAGAGAUGGACACUGUGCAUGCACCACCUGUUGGGCGGGUGCGUUGUUUCUGGGCAAGAAAGGCUUUGAAUCUUCCUGUCCUGAAACUGUAGGAAGGACAGAGUCCUCUUCUGGGGUCACCUCAGAAUUUAGAUCCAAGCACUGGAUUGUGUGGGUUAGCUUUCUAUUUUGUGGAGUUCUCCUCGGGAGAAAAGGAUAUCAUGCCGAAAAAGAGGAGCUAGACCAAACGUUUGAAGAGAUUGAAAUUGAAUGCAUGAGUUGGGGGUCUGGGAGGAAGCUGUGGAAGAGACCCCAGGCCCUGAGUACAGAGGAGUCUUUGACUAAGUUCUUCCAGAUGAAGGAGAGGUUCUCCAGCCUGGAAGGAGUGGUGAAGACCUUAGAAAAACAGGCUGAAUACUGGUGUGAGAGGCAGGCUCAGAUUCAUGAUGUAGAGAGAUUCUUUGGGUACAUGAAGGACAUCCUGGAAUCUUUUGCCUUCCAGGCAAUGUUGUCCAAGGGGGUGAUGUCCCUGUAG